Molecule: messenger RNA, 910 nt
Organism: Cydia fagiglandana
Lineage: Eukaryota; Metazoa; Arthropoda; Insecta; Lepidoptera; Tortricidae
Exons: 3
Coding region: 29-910 (293 amino acids)
Source: RefSeq, a predicted model, not a curated record
GGCAUUGAAACGAUUCGAUUCAUAAAAUAUGCAGUGGAAUCAGGAAAAUGUUUUGAAGUUUAUAGAACUUUAUCGUAAUAAGGAACUACUGUGGGAUCCUAAGCAUAAACUAUACUUUAACAAAAUUCUAAAAAAUGAUGCUUGGACCGAAAUAUCAGAACAGAUGAAUUGUGGUGCAUCCGUUCAAGAGUUAAAGAAAAAAAUGGAAAGUCUACUUGGUCAAUUGAGAAGAGAGAAGGGAAAAACAAAAAAAAGUGCAGCUGAAGUGUACAAGUCAUCUUGGUACGCAUACGAACAUAUGACGUUUCUUCUUGAUAGAAAUAAGCCUCGCACUCAUAUGAAUACGGAGAAUCUUGAAGGAGAGGAUAACCAUGACUCAAAUAUGGCAACUCCAGCAUCUGAAAAUGAUGUAUCUAGAGAAGAAACGGAACGCUCCAUUUUAACAGAAAAGGCGUUUUCCAAACCAAUUGAAAAAGCACCUAAAAGGAAAAAAUAUUCCCAUGAUUCAGAAAAUGAAAUGAUAAAUUCUGCCUUCAAAAUGCUCUCCUCGGCAUCAGCUGCAGUAAACGAGGUUUCAGCCAGAGCGUCAGCUUCAGACGAUAGUCAAAUAUAUGCUAAUUUUAUAGCUAGCAAGAUGCGGACGUACUCCCAACGUACCAAAAAUUCCUUGCAGCAUCAAAUAAGUAAUUUGCUUUUCCAAGCUGAUAACGGUUACUUUGAGUAUUAUCAAGAUUAUCAGGGACCACAUGGAUAUUCAUCACGUCAAAGUAGUACACCAGUACAAUCUCCGGUUACACCCAAUGAGCCUGGCCCUAGUUCGUCGCAGAGUAUAUUAUCUGCUACUUCACCAGGCAUAAUUAGUGAUGAAAAUGACACGCAAGAUUCAUUCAGAGAUUUGUUAUCCAUUUGA